Molecule: messenger RNA, 2986 nt
Organism: Rosa chinensis
Lineage: Eukaryota; Viridiplantae; Streptophyta; Magnoliopsida; Rosales; Rosaceae
Product: zinc finger protein VAR3, chloroplastic
Exons: 5
Coding region: 138-2801 (887 amino acids)
Cellular component (GO): cytoplasm
Molecular function (GO): mRNA binding
Source: RefSeq, a predicted model, not a curated record
GAACACUACUAACUAGAGGAAGAGCUUCAAGUAGGAUUAGCCCUUGGACUCAGAGAAGUAGAUAGAUUGUCUGCGCCCGGUAGGGUUUAUCGACCCUGCAACCAAAACCAAAAUCCAAAUCCCAAAUCCUGAUAAAAAUGGGUGGUGCUAGCAACAGGUUCUUGAGCCUACUCUCCACCACGACGCACCCUUUGCCUCUUCAUCUCCACCACCGCUUCCCUUGUCUCCUCCUCCUCCGCCUGUCCCGCCGCUCGUCCAGUCCCCAACUCUUGUCUCGCCUUCAUCAUUCUACUCUCUCUUGUCGCUCCUCCUCUUUUACUAGUCUCAAAUCCUCCCAUCAUGUUCAUUUCCACUCCAACGCCUCUCCAGUUUCCCCUGCCUACCCUUCUGCCGACCCACCCCUGCACCCCUGGCCGGAGUGGUCGCACCUGCUUAAUGCUCUCUCUGCCGCCGGUUAUGAUGAAGUCCACGGCCACGACGUCUUCACCGGGGAUUUGCCCGACCACUUUGUGCGCGCUGCCCGUGUUUGUUUGGCCUUCGCCACCGCACGACCUAGCCUUUUGAGGUUGCUUUCUUGGAGAGAUUUAGAGGUUGUGGUGGAGAAUGGGACGCCGUUUUUGUUCCAGAAUGGUGGUGAUGAAUCAGCCCGGAGGAUGACCUCAUUUCUCGCCCAAGGCUCUACAAAUGCCUUCGAUACUGAUAAAGCACAAACGGUUGAUUUGAUGAGAUUUAUAUUGAGUUAUGCUAGCACUCCUGUUUUUUCUUCAGAGCAAAACAACCUCUACAAUAGAGAACUUGUUGAAUCAUCUGUCCGUAAUCUGUUGAAAGAAAUGGCGAAGCUUUGUUAUAGCGCUCCAGAGUCUAACUCUUUUGGGACAGUGCAGAAUCAAAGUUCUAAUAAUCAUGGAGCAACUCCUGGGCCUUUUGGCAAAACUAUUGAAAUGAAAAGAGGCGACUGGAUUUGCUCAAGGUGCAAUUUCAUGAACUUCGCAAAAAACAUGAAAUGCCUUGAAUGCAAUGAGGCAAAGCCACACAGACAGCUGACUGGCAGAGAGUGGGAGUGUCCUCAAUGUGAUUUUUUUAACUACGGGAGAAACAUGGUAUGCUUGAGGUGUGAUUGCAAGCGGCCUGGGGAGGUCUCACGUGGUACCACUAAAACUAAUUUAGAUAUUGGAUUCAACAAUGGAGAUUAUACAAAUAAAGCUGAUAUCAAUAGCAGGCUGGCUGCCAAUGAAGAGAAGGCACAGCGGUGGUUUAGUAAGAUUUCUCAGUUAGACAGUACUUCAGACAUGAGCAGUGCAAUAUCAGAUGAAGAUUUUCCUGAAAUAAUGCCAUUGAGGAAAGGAGUAAAUAGAUUUGUUGUGAGUACAAGGAAGACACCAUUAGAGAGGAGGCUGGCAAAUGCCCAGUACCAAAGAAGCUUGGACACUGAUGAAAUCAAGGAUCUCCAAAAGGGGAGUGCAAAUAAGUCACUUGGUGCUACAUCGAGCCAGACUUUAGAUACUAUUCUCGGUCGUUCAUCUGUUUCUGAAUCAAAUACUACCAAUACCAAUGCUGGAGAACAUGGUAAAACUGAUAACCCCUCUUUUAUCUCUAGCUCAGGUUCCACACAGUAUCAACAGCCCAGACAGAGUAACUCCAAUUAUGCCCCAUUUGUGCCAUUACCUGCAGAUGCGUUUGCUAAGAAACCUGAGACUUCAUAUAUGGAGGAGAGUGGGAAGUUAGUGAGUGACCAAAAUGAGUCCGUCACUUUGAAGGGCAGUGAAUUGGAAGGUGUUUCUGGGAACAAUCAAUCUGGUAAAUCAGAAGACAGUCUGAUAUCUGCAAAGUCUAUGAAACAAGCUGGCAGCAGGAAUGAAGAAACGGAACAAGCUGAAAAAUCUGAGAGAUGGUUUAAGAGGGUUGCAGAGUUGCAUGAUGUUACAGAUCUUGCAAGUGCAAUUUCCGAUGAGGACUUCCCUGAAAUCAUGCCGGUCCGCAAAGGAGAGAAUCGAUUUAUGGUCAGCAAGAAGAAAGAUCGUUCUUCGUCUUCUCCAGCAUACAAGAGAGGUACAGCUAUGGAACAACCUAACAGUGCCAACUAUGUUCCCUUCGUUCCCUUCCCACCUGACUACUUUGCUAAAGUUGACAAUCCACAGACAAGCGGGACAGCUUUGGAUAACAAGACUGGUGUUAAGUCAACUCCAACCAUGAUGCCAGAGAACCCUGUAGACAAAUCGUUUGACACAAGACCUGGGACGCUGAAUACUGGUCAUAGUCAACAGAUGGAAAGUCAGCAAAGCCGUGUUGCCAACUUGAAAUCUAGAUCUUCUGAAGACAAUCCUAGAAAGGAAUGGACUAGCUCUGUUAAUGGACCCCCAGCCAGUGGAAAUUCUGCCCUGAAUUUUGCUAAUACUACCACUGAUAGUACGGACAGAUUGAACAGUGGAUCUUCAGGGAAAGAGAAUUUUGAUGAGUUAAUGGAUUCGCACCAUCUGUCCAAUGAACAGAACAUUAGACAGCGCUGGACUGGGAAGAGUUUGGAGGGGUCAGCAGUGAAGGAACCGAAUCCUUUAGAUAUGUCAGAGGAGGCAAAGGCAGAGAGAUGGUUUAAGCGUGUUGCUCAGAUUAAAGACAUAUCAGAGCUGAGUCAGAUUCCUGAUGAAGAUUUUCCAUCAAUAAUGCCAAUGCGUAAAGGAGUGAAUCGGUUUGUGGUCAGCAAGAGGAAAACACCGUUGGAGAGGAGGUUGACAUCUCCACAGUACAGAAAAAGCCUUCCUAUUGUGAGCUCUGAUCCAGUGAAGGAAGAUGAUGGUAACUGAAUAGUCCGAAAAAGUAUUUCUUUUGUUGUUUUCGAAGCUUGAGAUAAUUGGUAUCCUUUUCCAAAAUAUGAUUAUCUUUGGCAAAUUAUUUGUACUUCUGAAAAUUGUUAUAGAGAAACCAAUUGGUGCAUUUUAGUGUAUAUAUAGAUUGAUAUUUAGUAAUCCAUGAGUUGGUACUUGGGUCA